GGAGUGGGAUAGCUGUCAAAAUAUUCGUGUCCAUAGAUUUGAUACACGUGCGUAUUUGUCUGUAGUUGUGCAUAAAAUAAAUAUUUGUGAAUUCUCGAAUGAGUCCAGUCGUGCAUAAAACAUAUUGUGUGUAUUUUAUCCAUCAGAAUACGGAUGGAAAAAAAAUACGAAUUCAAAAUUACAAGUACGAAAUCAAUCUUUACAGUUAGGCUUUCUUUGGUACGAGUACGACUUCGCACAAGUGACUCAACUGUCAAAAUACGUCAUCACCGCAUUCACAGGCAUUACUUGUUGAGAAAAGAAACAUAGAUCGAGAUCAAGACUGCGCAUGCGCUGAGGAUAACCGGGCUGGGCCAGAGCAAUAUAAAAGCUGGGCCUGUCUUUUGCGCCAAAAGCUAGAGGGUCUGUGGAAGAGGCAAGAUCGGUGACGGCCUAGGUGUAUGUUGAACCAUGGCGGACCAAGGAAACCAGGAAUCACCGCUGACGACACAGUUAAUUCAGCACCUGUUCACCAGAAUAACAGAGAUACUGGAUCAGCAACAUUUGGAUCUGGACUAUUUCCAGUAUGUUAUCAACCAGGAGGUGUUUAUCUUUACUUCUGCAUCUACUGUCAUUCAUAUACCCACUGAUGUUCUGCAAUGCAUUUUAAGCCUUCAGGAAAAGAUCAAUGUGGCCCUAACUCCAGAGGGAGCCCAUGCUCUUGUAACUGAAGAAAGCAGUGGACGAGGACGCCCCAAAUUUCAAGUUUCUGAAGACAUGCUGGCCCACUUGAUUGACAUGUCCUUACCAAUAUCAUCUAUAGCGCACCUGUUGGGCGUCAGUGAAUCAACCAUCUUCAGGCGCAUGCGUGACCUUGGACUAUCAAGCAGAUCUUCAUACAGUAGUUUAACCGACACCGAGCUAGAUAAUGCUGUGUUAUCAAUAAAGUCAAGACUGCCGAAUGCAGGAUACAGAAUGGUUAAAGGAUGCUUACAGGCAGAAGGACACAGGGUCCAGUGGGAGCGGGUGAAGGACUCAAUGCACAGAGUUGAUGCGGAUGGAGUUUUCCAGCGACUGAUGCAGCUUGGGUGCAUUGUCCGAAGGACGUACUGUGUACAACAUCCAUUGUCCCUAGUCCAUAUGGACACAAAUCAUAAAUUAAUAAGGUACAACAUGGUCAUAUUUGGAGCAAUUGACGGUUACUCCAGAAAGAUCAUGUACCUGGAGCCAGCAACAAAUAACCGAUCAAGCACGGCUCUUUCAUUUUUUCUGAAAGCGGUAGAAAAGUACGGUUGGCCUUCCAGGGUCAGGGGUGAUGAAGGGGUUGAAAAUGUGGCGGUUGCUGAAGCCAUGUUCAGUGUGAAAGGCACGGGAAGAGGUAGCUUCAUAGCUGGAAAGAGUGUGCAUAAUCAAAGAAUUGAGCGGUUGUGGCGAGAUGUCUGGGUUAGCGUCACCCAGCUUUACUACGAGGUACUUCACAGCCUCGAGGAAGAAGGCCUGCUGGAUUUGUCAAACAUUCUUCAUCUGUUUUGUGCCCAUCAUGUCUUCCUCCCUCGUUUGGCAGACAGCCUAAACACGUUUGUGGAGGCAUGGGAUAACCACCCAUUAAGGACGGAAGGUGGUCUUACCCCCAACCAACUCUGGGUUUUGGGGAACAUGUCCCAUGGCGAAACUGAAGAAUUGGAGAACCCAGAGUUGUUUGGAACGGACUGGGAGUCAUUUGGUGCGGUCAGAAAUGACUUUGGCGUGCAUGUCCCAGAACAUGAGAGCCCCCUGUCUCCAGCUACAAUGGAAGCUGUGAGGUCUGUUAUUAAUCCCCUUGCAGCAUCCCAAUCAUUUGGUAGGGACCUGUAUAUAGCAAUGAUGCAGAUUGUGACAACAGAAUUAGCAGUGGUUGAGUAAAUCUUAUGACAAAUUGCUACAAAUACCUUUAAAUGCUGAAUUUGACAUCAG
This is a messenger RNA of Alosa sapidissima (American shad), 1932 nucleotides long. RefSeq lists its product as uncharacterized. The transcript is spliced from 7 exons. The record is from RefSeq and is a predicted model, not a curated record. Bases 451 to 1881 code for a protein of 476 amino acids. Lineage: Eukaryota; Metazoa; Chordata; Actinopteri; Clupeiformes; Clupeidae. Gene Ontology annotation, molecular function: nucleic acid binding.